Durusdinium trenchii is the source of this 6279-nucleotide messenger RNA. NCBI's taxonomy places the organism in Eukaryota, Dinophyceae, Suessiales, Symbiodiniaceae. The record is from the annotation of a GenBank genome assembly.
AUGUACAGGGGCCGUAGUGGCAAGGGCUCGACCAUGAGCGAGGAAGAACAUGAACCCCGACGGACCGGAGGCGGCUUUGCUGCAGCUAGCACCGGAGGGCAUGCCGGGAGGACGGAGGGGGCACCGAGAGAUCGAGACCCACCACCUGCAUACGACGGAGAGAACCCGGAGGUUACGUUCCGCCAGUACGAGAAGCAGGUGGCCUUGUGGGAGUUCGAAACUGAGGUGCCAAAACCAAAGCGAGGCAUCAAGUUGCUUCGCCAGCUCUCAGGUGUGGCCAUGACGGCCGUGGACGACAUGGAGAUCUCGGAGAUUGCCAGUGAGCAGGGAGUCAAGAACAUCCUCGGCAAGCUCCGUGACUACUUUCUGCCACACCUUGAGGUUUCAUUGCCAAGGGCAUUUGAAGUCGCGGUCUACGGACCGCCUCGAGGCAACAAGGGGUCCUUCGCCGAGUACACGAAGAGGAUGGAACGGGCCUUCAUCAACCUCGCCAAGGAGGGCGUCGACUUGCCCGACGGGGCAAAAGGGUACAUACUGUACCGACAGGCCUUGAGGAGGUUGGACAAGGUCAUUAAGGAGAAGGACAAGGCCAAGGGAAACUAUGUCACUGAAGAGAGCUAUGUCCUUGAGGGGUCCUCCGGCAUCCACUACGAAGCGGACGGCGAUGGCGUCGCGGCCUGGGAGGAUGACGAUGAGAACUACGUCUUCCUGGCCGAUGGGGACCUUGAUGAGGUCAUGGAUGAACAAGACGUGAUGAAUGCCUUAGCCUCCUACAAUGACACCCGUCAGGCACUCAAAGAUCAACGGCUGGGACGAGGCUUCUUCCCAGGGAAAGGCAAAGGCAAGAUCAACGCCUUCCAGAAAGGCAAAGACAAGGGCAAACGCCGUGUUCACAUCGAGCAGCUCAAGUUGCGCACCAGGUGCAGGAAGUGCUUGCAAGUGGGGCACUGGGAAAGAGAAUGCCAAAAUCCACCAGCGAGCCAAGCCGGGAAAGGAGAGAGCCGCACCUUCUACGUGGGACUACGAUCUGAGAGCGAUAGUUUCUCCACGUCGCAGCACGAUUUUUGGUUGCGACAGUUUGUGAAGGAGAGUCGAGCUCGACAAGAGACCUCGACGGAGUUCAACAAUGGAGCCAACCCUUCGAAGCGAUACAUGGAGCGGGCAUGUAUGGUCAAGGAGGGAAAGGUGAAUUUUUGUGGCAUCACCACCCAAGCGAUUGAGGGGAUAGUGGACACGGCAGCUGAGGGUGGUUUGAUCGGGAAGGAGUCUCUUCAUCGUCUCAAACGGGAACUCGCCGGUCGUGGUUUGCGAAUCAAGUGGAUUCCCAAGCAGUCAUUUGCAAAGGGGGUAGGAGGCAACGCGGUGGUCGAAGGGGUUGCAUUGAUUCCUUUGGGGCUUGGAGGCAUCAAUGGUGUUUUGGAGACCACCGUAGUGCAGGGAGACGUCCCGUUUCUGCUUCCGGUAAAACUUCUCAGGGCAUUGGAGGCGGUCAUCGAUUUGAAGAACAUGGUCAUGCAGGUCCCCUCACAUCAGGUUUUUCUACCACUUCGUGAACUCGCAAGCGGUCAUGUCGCCGUCAACGUCAUGUCGUUCGCAGAGGGCAAGUUUUUGGUUCCUCCGGAAGCCGGUACGCAAGAGAUGGAAUCACUUUGUUUUGCCACCACAGCAAUGCCGGCUCAAUCACUUUUCGCCGGUGCUCAAUUCGAUCGGCCCGGAGACGCCUUUCGCCCAUCACCACCACAUGGCGUCGCUGCUGAAGAAAGCCAAAGCAUUGGUGGGCGCUACUCCUUCCACGGACCCAGUGCCGAUGGAAGUCGGGACACCACAGAGGCCUGGUGCAUGGACUUGGACUCGCAGCGGCCGGGGCGCAAGUCUUUGGAGACAAUCGCGGACUACUACUCGGAGGUGAUCAUGCAUGCGCAAGUGCUGAAACCCCUCCAGAGCAAGAAUGUUCAGAAGAAGAUCAAGGACGGCCCCUUGAGCAUGAAGUACCAGAAGGGGAAGCCCACAUCGCCCAAGAGCCCGAGUACCUCCACUCCAGCACCAAGGACACCGAUGAGGAGCGAGGGCAAGAUCAUGGACGAUGCCAUGAUGGCAACACCUCCAUCCGGGGGAGAAACCCUGGAGGCCCUGAUGGCCAUGAAGCAGGACUUGAGAGUCGAGAUGGGCACUCAUGCCCAGAUCAUGCUUCAGCAGCUGAGGAACGAGCAGGCCGCAUCCUCCGUUCAGCAAUCUCAGAUGAACGCGGUCCAGCUGCAACAGAUAGCGGAGGAGGUGAAGAGGGCUACGGUGGCGAACCGCGAGCAGGAGAUCCGACAGGAGAAGCUCAUGCAGAUGCUCAUCCAGGAGAUCACCUCCACCAAGACCGAGCAAGCUUUGCCUGUGCGGGCGCCUGGCCGAGGCCUUGAUCGUCAAGAAGGAUGGACCGAGGAAGGGACGCAUGUUUUGGAAAUGCGUCCAACGCCGAUGCGACCUCUUCGAAUGGAUCGACGAGAAGGACCAGGUCGACCUCGACGAGGUGAAGACGGCGGCUUCAUCCCUGAACCCAAGAAGGUCCAAGAGUCCGAAGAGGGAGGCCUCAGCGGCGGCUCCUACGGUGGGGAACAGCUGGUGUCAGGUGUCGGUGAACAGCAGCAGAGCGGAAAACGUGCCAGUGGUGGAUGUGGAGGAGUUCGACGGCUAGGAGACGGGUGGACCCGGUGUUGCACCAGCAGCGCCAUUCGCUGGGCGCGGAGGGCUCAGCAGGGGAGCAACCCGCUGGUGGAGACCUAUGGCAACUACUGGAUGAAGAAUGCCACCGGUGACUGGAUUGAAGCCUCCCACAUCAUCCCGAAGGACGCCGUCGAGAUCUAUGUCCAGGUGAGGCACACCCGGAGAGGCGAGUUUCAAGACAUGUGGGAGGAUUCCAAAAGCUCCCACUUUUCGAGAAAGGAGCGGCAGAUGUUGUCAACGGCCAUGAAGAAGAUGCCUGCCGCCGGAAAAGUCCUCUCGGAAGUCUUUUGUCCGCCCCGCAUCACCAAGCUCCUGAGGAAGAGAGGCUAUGAUGUGGGCACCAGUUUUGACCUCCAAACCGGAUGGGAUCUGAGCAAACCAGAAGAACGGAAGGCCAUGUGGAAGGCUUUGAGAGAAGAGCAGCCAGAAGUGAUCCUGGUGUGUCCCCCAUGCAAGGCCUUCAGCCGAAUGCAGGCAGUGAACUGGGGUCGAAUGGACCCAAAGAAAAGAGUGCACCUCCUUCAAACUGGACGAGAACAUCUACAUUUGGCCAUCGCUGUCCUGCGCUGGCAGCUGAGAAGAGGAGGGACAAUACUCUUUGAGCAUCCAGACGGGGCUACCUCAUGGCAAGAGCCCGAACUGCAGUCUUUGGCGGCCAGCCGCGGAGUCCAGACCGUCGUGUGCCCCGGAGACUACAACCCAACGGAGGAGGAGAAGAAGGCCGUGAUGAGAGUGCAUCGAGCGGUCGGACAUCCCCAGGACAGAGAGUUCAUCAGGGCUUACCAGCCCAACCGGGUCCUGGGGCUGGAUCUGUUCUAUGUGCCGGCACCCGGAGACGGGAAGCAGACUGUCCCGGUUCUCAACAUCUUGGACUGGGGCACCAACUACCAAAUGUGCGAGGUCCUUUUGGGGAAGAAUCCGAGCGAGGUAUGGGAGGCCUACAUGUCUACGUGGGCCAGGACCUUCGGACAUCCAGAGGUCAUCACUUGCGAUGCUGGCAGAGAGUUCUUGGGCGAGUUCAUCCAAAAGGCGGCUGCCGAAGGGAUCGUUAUCCACCAGAUCGCCUCCAAAGCACGCUGGCAGCAAGGGAAGACGGAACGCCACGGAGGGCUCUUCAAGGAGCUCCUGGAGAAGGCCAGAAGUGAGGUGGUGAUUCAAAGCACCAAGGAUCUCAAGCAGCUCAUGGUCGAGGUCGAGCAGGCCAAGAACAGGUACUCCAAUAGAUCUGGCUUCGCACCGAUUCAACGUCAGAUCGGACAGUGGCCAAGAUUGCCGACGUCAAUCAUGUCAGAUGAGGCAAUAGACCCAACGCUGCUGAACGGGGUGAUCACCGAUGACCUGGAAAAGUUGCACCACAUGCGGAACAUCGCACACAAGGCAUUCUGCGAGCACAAUGCCAAGAGCACCCUGAAGCGAGCCCUUCGAGCACGUCCACGAGUGUGGGUGGACUACAAACCCGGGGAGUAUGUGUUCGUGUUUCGAGUACCUCGCAUGAAGAAGCGGACACACGGAGGACCCGUCGAUGACGCCUCACUCUCAACAAAGGCAAGAUGGGUCGGCCCCGGGGUAGUCAUAGCUCCAGAUGGAGCGAACCUCUGGGUAUCGAUGCUGGGUGAGCUCUGGAAGGUCGCUCGAGAACAAUGCCGCCCUGCCACCAACGAUGAGAAGAUGGGGAUCGAAGCGGUGGUGCAAGAGUGUCAGGAGUUGAUCGAAGAGCUCAAAAGAGGGUCUCACCGGCUGGGAUACAAAGACUUGAGUCAAGAGGAGUUUCCCCCGGAGGAAGGUGAAGGAGAAGAAGACAGAGAACAACAAGGAAGACGAGACCAACACCUCCGGUUCGACGAAGCCGUAGAAGAAGUGGAAUACACUCCUACACAAAUCGAGGGGGAGCACGAAGAAGAUCCCGAAGAAGCCGGCCAAGUCAAAAGAAGAAGAUCCCUCAACGAACCAGAACAAGAAGAAGCACCUCUCCCAAGGGCCAACAGCGAAGCAAGCAGAGCUGAGGCCAGACAUCAUCCUGGGUUCCCAGGAGGCGUGCCAGAGACGCCGCCGGUGAACGUGGACCGACCUCCGAUAGACCCGAGGUCACAUGAGGUGCAGGAAGCAUUGAGGCAAUCCGAACUGGAUGCAAAUCGGCUGGAUGGAGUGCCAGGUCCAACAUCAGGGCCAAUCUAUCGAUGGCAACAGAGGGCCAGACAGGACCACAUCGCCCCCUACUUUGAGGACCAGGAAUGGUUUCUAGCUGAAGCUGAAGAGGCUCUGGAGGAGGAGAGUCAGACCAGACAGACGAAGAUCAGGCAGCUAGCCAAAACCAGGGCAGAGAAAGAUGAGUGGUCGCUGGACUGGAAAGUUGGCACGCUGACCAGGCACCAUCGACGCAAAAGGAAGGCCAAGUUCGACCCGAAGCUCAACUCCGACGCCCCGCUGCCGUGGACUUUUCUGACUGAGCGUCGAGAGACGCAUGUAAGAAAGGCACACGAAGGGAUGAUGGAAGAAGAUGACUGGCAGACGCCCCAACGGAGGAGUCUAGAUGAAUGGUGGAAAGGCAAAACCGUGUUCUACCUCAAGGAGAUCAAGGAAGCGAAGAACUAUGUGGCCGAGAAGAAAGGUCAAGAUGAAGUCAGCCUCAGCAAAGAAAGCCCACAGGAUCAAGAAGAAUGGAAGAUCUCCGACCUCUCCGAGUGGAAUAAGGUCACCCAGAGCGGGGCGGUGAAGGUGUUGGGCCUAGAAGAGUCCCGACAAAUCAGAGAAGAGCUGAAGCAGCAAGGUCAAGAAGACCGCAUACUGCCAACAAAAAUAGCAAGAAGAUACAAGCCUGGAGAACAGCCCGGGGAGCCGGCCAUGAAGAAAUCCCGGCUAUGCAUCAGGGGCGACCUGGACCCAGACAUCCUGGACUUGGAGCGCUUCUCUCCUACUUUAAAUACGGUGAAUUUCAACGUCCUCCUGCAGAUCGCCGCCAACGAGAACAUGAAGGCCACGGUGGGAGAUCUAAAGAACGCCUUUUGCCAGAGCCAGCCGCUUCAUCGACCAAAAGGACGGCUAUACUUCCAGCAACCCAAGGAGGGAGUGAGCGGCUUGCAUCCAGAGCAGAUAGUUCAGAUCAUCGCAGGAUGCUACGGGCUAAUUGAUGCCCCUCUACAUUGGAGGAAAUCCCUUACAGAAGACUUGAAGGCUCUGGGAUACGAGAUGUCCGCUCUGGACCCCUGCAUCAUGAAGCUGUACGACCGGACACGCAAACGUCUUUUGGGGGCCAUCGCCAUCGAAGUGGACGACCUGUUCACGGUCGGGCACCAAGAACACCACGACCGAAUGGAGCAGUUGAAGAAGAAGUAUGUCUUUGGCAAGUACGUGCAACUGGCCAACGAGAAAGACGGGUGCGCAUUUAAUGAUCGCCGAGUUCGCCAGCUACCAGAUGGCGGCUUCUUGGUGGACAUGAGGAAAUUCAUUGAGGAAAGACUUCACCCGGUGGACUUGGAAAAGGGGCGAAGGAGCCAGAAGAAAGAGAUGGUCAACGAGGCCGAGAUCAGCGCUGCCAGAGCCACUUGCGGCGCACUCAACACUGGCUGA